This is a messenger RNA of Paralichthys olivaceus (Japanese flounder), 1143 nucleotides long. Its product is annotated as transcription factor HES-7.1-like. Gene Ontology annotation, biological process: anterior/posterior pattern specification; regulation of transcription by RNA polymerase II; regulation of neurogenesis. The record is from RefSeq and is a predicted model, not a curated record. Gene Ontology annotation, molecular function: protein dimerization activity; DNA-binding transcription factor activity, RNA polymerase II-specific; RNA polymerase II cis-regulatory region sequence-specific DNA binding. Lineage: Eukaryota; Metazoa; Chordata; Actinopteri; Pleuronectiformes; Paralichthyidae. Gene Ontology annotation, cellular component: nucleus.
GUUGCAUGCUGGGAAGGCACACGGGUCUGACUUGUGUCCUGUGGUUCAAACAAACACACAAACAAACAAUACAAGUUGACCUGUAAAUGAUUGAGCUGUAAGAUGGAUGAGUGCGCACUGUGGUGGAUUAUGUUCGAGUCCGGACGCAUCGUGACCGUGUGCGAACAAAAAGUCAAGAAUCAAAACGCAAAGCUGCUGGGAACCUCUGGACAGCUCUUGGACUAGAAUCAUGAAACUGCAUCAAGAUACAGAGGAAGCGAAGCUCAACAGGAAGAGUCUCAAACCUCAAGUGGAGAGACGCCGAAGAGAGAGAAUGAACCGCAGCAUGGAGAGCCUGAAGACCCUGCUGCUUCACAAACAGGAAGAGACUCAACGCAGAGUGGAGAAAGCUGAGAUACUCGAGCACACGGUCCUCUUCCUCCAGAGCACCGCCAGAGGAGACAGGCUGGGAUGUGGCGGCGGAGCUCAGAGACUCUCCUUCCAAGACGGCGCCUCCUCCUGUCUGCAGAGAGCGGCGCAGUUCCUGGGACCCCAGGGGAAAGGCCUGUGGCUCGGAGCGGCGCUGGACGCGUCUUUCGCUGCACGCGUUGCCCGGUCAGACCCCGAUCCCACCGGCGUCCAAAGGAGCACCGAGGUCCGGUCCCCCACCAGCUCCGCCAGCCCUCUGCUCCUCAGGAAGUCGUCCGUAUCGACUCUCCGGCUGCUCAUAAACAGGUCCAGACUGUGCAAACCUGCAUUAAAUGCGGCCAGCUGUGUUCAGAACCGAGUGGACUCACAUCGUUCCCCCUCAGCUCCCCAGCAGACCCACACAGUGACGAGCAGAGCGAGCAAACAGAGCCCGUCUCAAAGCCUCCCGGUCAGCCAGUCUCUGUGGAGGCCGUGGCCCUGAACUUCCAAUGAAAUGACUCUAACAUGCUGAUUAAUGUGUGUUCUUCAUUCGUCUUUCUACAAGGACAUUCCCAGUGCAAUGUAUUAAACACGGGCCUGCGGCUCAGUGUAAACUCUGAUGAAUCUGUAAAUAACGAAAUUUAUUAUUUAGAUCGAAUCAAGUGCUGCUAUUCUGCCUGUGCAGAACAACUCGACAUACAUGUGUCAUGUAUGCAAUAUUUUUUGCACCUUAAUUUAUUUUAUUUGUCAUUGUUA